UCGACGCUUACUGAGCCGGAAGUGGCUCUCAAAAAAGCGUCAAAAUGUAUCUUCGAGUAUCGAGGGUCGACUAGCGUCCUACCCCGCCCAGCGGGACCAAUUUGACAGAAAGAAAUCUUGUCGAAAGGGGCCCGUUUUUAGGGUCUCGGUCCGUCACAUGUUAACUGGCCACGACGACUUUGACCGCAUUCCACCAUGUCACGAUCCGGUAACAAGAAACCCGUAGGCUUUGCGACUCAUAUUACUGCAGGAGGGAUAGCUGGAGCCUGUGAAGCGCUGACAUGCCAACCCUUGGAUACCAUCAAGGUGCGAAUGCAGUUGUCCAAGUCGGGACGAGCACCAGGGACAAAACCAAGGGGCUUCUUCGCCACUGGUGCACACAUCGUACGGAGAGAAACACCUCUGGCUCUAUACAAGGGUCUUGGAGCCGUCCUCUCCGGCAUCGUCCCCAAGAUGGCCAUUCGUUUCGCUAGUUUCGAAGCCUACAAAGGCUGGUUGGCGGACAAGGAGACGGGGAAGACUAGUCUUGGGAAUAUUUUCAUCGCUGGUCUUGGUGCAGGAACGACAGAAGCCGUUGCCGUUGUAACACCUAUGGAAGUGGUGAAGAUUCGGCUGCAGGCACAACAACACUCCUUGGCUGAUCCGCUAGAGGCACCGCGGUAUCGGAACGCUGCACAUGCCGUGUAUAAGAUUGUGAAGGAGGAAGGAGUGUCGACACUCUACCGUGGCGUGUCGCUCACUGCGCUGAGGCAGGCGACGAAUCAGGGAGCGAACUUUACGGUAUACCAGGAACUGAAGAAGGCAUUCCACAGGUACCAACCUGAUCUCCCCGACUUGCCAUCCUGGCAACACAUGUUUAUCGGUCUUAUUUCUGGCGCUGCUGGGCCAAUGUCGAAUGCACCGAUAGACACUAUUAAAACUCGUCUGCAGAAAAGCACCGCAAUCCCCGGGCAGUCGGCAUUCCGCCGCAUCACUAUCAUCGCAGAGGAUAUGUGGAAAACUGAGGGUGUGAGAUCGUUUUAUAAGGGUAUUACGCCGCGUAUUUUGCGUGUUGCUCCCGGUCAGGCUAUAGUGUUUGCCGUGUAUGAGAGGGUCAGCAAACUCAUUGAGCGUGUCCAACCCAAACAAUACGAAGAGCACAAGUACACAGAGUAGAUUGUUGGUGAGUAUACCUGUCUGGAGGACGUUGUGGGGAAAUGAACAGAAUAAUCGGAUGAACACUUACGCAUGAACUGCCGUUCCUCAAGUCCUACUUAGAGGUCUCAUCGGAAUGUUUUAUUACGAGGACCUGUCGAUAAGAAGUAAACACGACACGAGUUUUUUUUUAGGAAUUAUAUACGUGUUA
This is a messenger RNA of Desarmillaria tabescens, 1345 nucleotides long. Its product is annotated as mitochondrial carrier domain-containing protein. The record is from RefSeq and is a predicted model, not a curated record. Gene Ontology annotation, biological process: succinate transport; fumarate transport; transmembrane transport. The transcript is spliced from 6 exons. Bases 196 to 1155 code for a protein of 319 amino acids. Gene Ontology annotation, molecular function: succinate:fumarate antiporter activity. Lineage: Eukaryota; Fungi; Basidiomycota; Agaricomycetes; Agaricales; Physalacriaceae. Gene Ontology annotation, cellular component: mitochondrion.